This is a messenger RNA of Bipolaris zeicola 26-R-13, 249 nucleotides long. RefSeq lists its product as uncharacterized. The annotation marks the transcript as partial. Lineage: Eukaryota; Fungi; Ascomycota; Dothideomycetes; Pleosporales; Pleosporaceae. The record is from RefSeq and is a predicted model, not a curated record. The transcript has 2 exons.
ACCUCCGGACACAUGUAUAAUGGCUGUGUUUUCCUUCUCCUCUUCUAUUUUACGAUUUGUGCGCGCGUGUGUGUGCACACCUUUGUAUUACAGGUGAGACAUGGACUUGUUGAGGAGUUUUCGGUGCUGGCAGGCCGGACAUGUAUGUCGCUUGGUACUUUGUGGGGUUGCCAAGGGAGGGGUAACACUCGGUAUAAUUUUCCACGUACCAAAGACGACUUAGUUCUCGUUUGCUUGAUUGGGGGGUAA